Messenger RNA from Alternaria burnsii, 936 nucleotides. RefSeq names its product splicing factor u2af-associated protein 2. The transcript is spliced from 2 exons. Gene Ontology annotation, cellular component: U2-type spliceosomal complex; U2 snRNP. Gene Ontology annotation, molecular function: RNA binding. The record is from RefSeq and is a predicted model, not a curated record. Lineage: Eukaryota; Fungi; Ascomycota; Dothideomycetes; Pleosporales; Pleosporaceae. Bases 1 to 936 code for a protein of 311 amino acids.
AUGGGCGAGCUCGACGACUUCAUGGACCAGGCAGGGGGCCGUCCGUCUGCUUCAGACACUCCAUCUGCUACAGAUCCCUCCGCGACCGAAAACACCAAGAAGCGCAAGAACGCGAAGGAGCCUGAGACCAACAAGAAGCCCAAGGUUAUGGAGAACAAGGCUAUUUGGAUCUCCAACCUGCCUCUUGAUACCACGAAGAAGGAGCUCGAGGACGAGUGCUCGAGGUACGGCAUCAUUGACAAGGGCGCCAACGGCGAGCCGCGCAUCUACAUGUACGAAACCGACGGCGUCUUCAAUGGUACUGCCAUGGUUGUAUACUUCAAGAAAGAGGCAAUUGCCAAUGCGAUCAGGCUGAUGGACGACUUCCCUCUCCGCCCAGGUGACAACUCCAACGGCAACAUCCACGUCGAGGCAGCUAAGAUUGAGCACAAGAAAGAGAGAGACGGCGAGAAGAUCGCAUCCAAGCUUACACGCAAGGAUAGGAAAGCGUCUGAGCGCAAUCGCGCUGAGCUAAACCAGAAGCUCAACGAGUGGUCCGACAACGAAGACUACGUCGCCGAGACCUUGGCGCCCAAAAAGAACAAAUGGGCUAAAGUCGUCAUCAUCAGGAACAUAUUUGAUUUGGAGCAGCUCGAAGAGGACGCGGGCGCAUAUCUGGAGAUCAAGGAAGACAUGCGCGAGGCAGCGGAGCAGUACGGUGAGGUCACCAACUGCACUCUAUACGACAGAGAGCCCGAGGGUGUCGUCACAGUCCGCUUCCGCGAGUUUGAGCCUGCUGAGAAUUUCGUUGCCGGCUUCCAGGGCAGGAGAUAUAACCACCGUGGUCUCCAACUUUCGCUCGCAGAAGACAAGCCAAAGUUCAAGAAGUCUGGCCGUUCCGAUACACCAGACAGUGACGAUGAGGCUCCAGCGACGGCGGCCAAAGCCAAAGCCUAA